AUGGCGACCGCAAGUCUUACGGGACUGCCACUUGAGCUGCUUGUGCAUCUCAUCGCUACAUACCUCCCUACCGAGGAUCUUGGCGCCCUUCGACUUACCAACAAAUAUCUUGAGAAGGUGUUGUUCGACACGUUCGCAAGAGAGUUCUUUACGAAGAGGCAAUUCAAGCUGAGCACGUCAAGCUUACAGACGCUCGUCGAUAUUUCCAGACAUGGUGCCCUCAACAAGACCCUCAAACAUGUUAUUAUCGGCAUGGAAUCCUUCCAAUCGUUCCAAGACGCCGACCCCGGGUUCUGGAACCUAAACGAUUCCCAACGUCGGGUAUUUCAUGUCGGUUUUGCAGACCAGUUCUCUCUGAUGAGCUCGGGACAUGAUCGAACGUUGCUCGAGGAGGCUUUCCGCAAUUUGCCCAAUCUGGACACAGUAGGUAUACGCGAUUACAGUGCUCAUGGACGUGUGCGUGACGAUGGCCGCUGGAGCAGCUACGGAGCGCCAACAAUAUCGCGCCAGCUUGGAUAUGAUCUCCGGAUAUACUCGAACGAAUUUGCAUCCUGCGUCUUCCAGCUUGUGAUGCAAGCACUUGCCGAUGCAGACCGAGCUAUCCCUUCAAUCGAAAGCAUCUUGCGCGGACAAUUAGCGGGGCUGACCGACUUAGCUUUCUAUCUUCGAUCACCGGAUCGCAAGAUAGAUGCUGUACUGGGUGGGCUAGAACAACUGCUUCUGACACUUCAUUUUACGAGUAGCCUGCGUGGGUCCUUGAAUCUGGAUCUCAUGCAUCUGGGAUCCUUCCUUCUUCGGACGCCUUCGCUCAAGCACCUUCGCUUGAACUUCCAGAAAAGCCAAACGAGUACGACUUGCACUAUUCUACAGCACUUGGCCACAACGCCGAAUCUUCUCCCGAGCCUGCAACGUCUCGACUUAGGCAUGAUGUCCACAUUACCAGACAUGCUGCUCCAAAUUAUGUCGAAGUUUUCUGUAACUCUCCAGCAUGUAAGUCUGUGGAAGACAGAAUUAGGAUGCGAUAGUUCUAUUCGCUGGAAAGUCUCCGAGGACCGCUAUAAUCCAUGGCCUCGCCUGCUCCGGGAUAUUUCGACGACUUCACAUCUCACUAGGCUGACCCUGGGAUGCCUUGGUCAACACUCGGAACAUGGCGACCCGAUACGCGUCAAGUUCAAAGACGGAAAGAUAUCGCACGAGUACUUCGGCGACGUGAAAGCCUAUAUACCGCAGGUUAUCGAUCAAUUAGUAGUCUCAUGGCCGCAACGCCCUGCAGGAGACUCUGAUUCUACCAGCGAUGGCGAGAGUGCAGAUGCAGAGGACGGGUUCACAGACGAGGAUGACGAUAUGGAUGGGGAUGGGAACGAAGAUUAUGCUGACUGA
Molecule: messenger RNA, 1380 nt
Organism: Didymosphaeria variabile
Lineage: Eukaryota; Fungi; Ascomycota; Dothideomycetes; Pleosporales; Didymosphaeriaceae
Exons: 2
Coding region: 1-1380 (459 amino acids)
Source: RefSeq, a predicted model, not a curated record